AUGUCCAACCAAACGCCAAGAAUUGACCCGAGCCAAAUAAGCAAUACUCAGCACUCAGUGUUUCGUAUCAUAGCCAAGGUGUUAGAUCAACCACAACCAAAAGAGUUAAUCCUACAAUCUCCAACAACCAAUGGAGAAAUGAUAACGCUAUCACAAGUGAAACUGUCACAAGGAAGUAACAUUGAGGUUGGAUCCUGGUACGAAUUUGUUUGCAGAAAUGUCGAUACCGGUGAUAUUGGGUUGAUGGUGCUUGAUUCUGUGAAAUGUGAGCUGAAAGAAGGUGAAGAGAUCAGUGUUUCUGGUAUAGUUGCAUUACAACAAUUGAGUGGCAAGUUCCCAGAUUUGUACUAA
Molecule: messenger RNA, 351 nt
Organism: Kluyveromyces lactis
Lineage: Eukaryota; Fungi; Ascomycota; Saccharomycetes; Saccharomycetales; Saccharomycetaceae
Gene: RFA3
Product: Rfa3p
Exons: 1
Coding region: 1-351 (116 amino acids)
Biological process (GO): DNA repair; DNA replication; DNA recombination
Cellular component (GO): nucleus
Molecular function (GO): DNA binding
Source: RefSeq, a predicted model, not a curated record